AUACAGUUGCCUAAUACACUUAUAUAUAUAGUUGUUGAAGUUCACUCUAAGAGCUAGCAUAGCUAGUUUUUGAAUCAUGGGAGAUUCUUCUUCUUCUUCUGCUUCAUACAUUCAUAUGGUGCAGCACCUGAUUGAGAAGUGCUUGAUCUUUCACAUGACAAAGGAAGAAUGCAUGGAAGCUCUAUCUAAGCAUGCAAAUAUCAAACCUGUCAUAACAUCAACUGUGUGGAAUGAGCUGGAGAAAGAAAACAAGGAAUUUUUUGAGGCUUAUGCUCAAUCCAAGAGCAAAGAGGACCGAAUGUCCGAAGAAGAGACAAACCAAAUGAUACAGAAGAUGAUCUCUGAUUCCUCUAAAGGUUCAUGCAACGAUUGAUCGAUCAGCCAUUGAAAACGAUCUUACGUAUUCAGUGCGUGGACGGUUGUUAUUAUUUUAAUAUUCUAAAAUAAUCAUACAGAGGGAUCUAGCUAGCUAGUACGGAGACUUUUGUCUGGUUCUCAUGACCAAUAAAGAUCCCUGUUGUUAAGAACCUUGAGGUCACCACCCCAAAAGCUAGCUCAAGGGGUGGGAGUGCCCAAGGCCUUAUAAAGGCCAUAUUAGUUACCCAUCCAAUCAAUGUGGGACUAAUAUAUCUCAACACGCCCCCUCACGCAAGAGCCCUUUAGGCUAGAGCGUGGAAAUUGCACAGGCCCAUUUUUGGUUUACCCUUUUGUGCUUUUUUUUAUUUUAAUUCCACUUUUUAAAGCGGGGGACGGUGAGGCUCUGAUACCAUGUUAAGAACCUUGAGGUCACCACCCCAAAAGCUAGCUCAAGGGGUGGGAGUGCCCAAGGCCUUAUAAAGACCAUAUUAGUUACCCAUCCAAUCAAUGUGGGACUAAUAUAUCUC
Messenger RNA from Gastrolobium bilobum, 884 nucleotides. RefSeq lists its product as uncharacterized. NCBI's taxonomy places the organism in Eukaryota, Viridiplantae, Streptophyta, Magnoliopsida, Fabales, Fabaceae. The transcript is spliced from 3 exons. The record is from RefSeq and is a predicted model, not a curated record. Bases 77 to 373 code for a protein of 98 amino acids.